ACGUGUCGGUGCCAUUUUGUUUGAAGCUUCAUCACAGAAAAUCAGCAUUUCAUCUUCUUCUCUCCUCCACUCUCAAGGAGCUGAUUGCAUAUAAAAUCUUUAUAGCUCCUCGUCUUGGCGUCUGUACAUUUCGGUCUGGCCGGGCUAAAGACGGUAGCGUUCAGACUCGUCGGUGGAAAGCGGAAGAAGAACGAGAGGAAGAUUAAGGUUAAGGAAAAGUUCAUGGAGUGGUGGCACAAGAUGAUCUUCCCCGUUAGGAGAGUCUGGUUAGCCGUUUCCGCUCGCGUCAAAGCUCGAAAAAACGGUGCUGGGCUUUUGAAGCUGCAUGAUGAUGUACAGACCUGUGGAUACCAAGAUGUUCAAGUAAUGUGGGAAAUGCUGAGAAGAUCAGAAACAGAGCCGAUAGCACAACACAAUAACAAGCGCAAGCAAAGACCUUUCUGGAGAGUUUUUGUAUGGUCUAAUCACAGUUCUUCCUCAUCCUUAUCGGCAAAUCAUGCCUAACUCGUUACUCCACUAGGGAUGCUACUACUAUAAUAAUAACUAAUAAUGUGUUGCCAUUGUUGUCUGAGCUCAACUCGGCAUUGGCAUCAUAUUUUUCAGAAUCUUGACGGCCGACAUUGCAGUGGCAUGGUACAGAGCUGUUGCAACUAUGUCAAUAUAAGAUGAUGUAUCUAAUGUUAUCUCCAUUUGGAGUAGAAAGUGCCAUGAAUUCACAACUCAUUUUGUAAAUAUUUUGAUAUUUUGAUCCUGACACCCGCAAUCAAAUCACAACUCAAUU
Molecule: messenger RNA, 781 nt
Organism: Rubroshorea leprosula
Lineage: Eukaryota; Viridiplantae; Streptophyta; Magnoliopsida; Malvales; Dipterocarpaceae
Source: the annotation of a GenBank genome assembly